Molecule: messenger RNA, 1173 nt
Organism: Panicum hallii
Lineage: Eukaryota; Viridiplantae; Streptophyta; Magnoliopsida; Poales; Poaceae
Product: putative cyclin-F2-1
Exons: 1
Coding region: 1-1173 (390 amino acids)
Biological process (GO): regulation of cyclin-dependent protein serine/threonine kinase activity; mitotic cell cycle phase transition
Cellular component (GO): cyclin-dependent protein kinase holoenzyme complex; cytoplasm; nucleus
Molecular function (GO): cyclin-dependent protein serine/threonine kinase regulator activity
Source: RefSeq, a predicted model, not a curated record
AUGUGCUCCGUCGCUCCCUUCGUCCUUCCUGGCCUGGCCUGCGGCGCCGCGCCCGUCCUCGGCGUUCAGCCGACGACGUACGCGGGGGGCGUUCCUGCCGCCGCGUGGUGCGGGUAUGGCUACGACGCCGACAUCAGCGCGUUGCUCCGGGGCGCCGUCAUGCUCCACGGCAUCCAUAGCAUCCACGUUCCGGGCCGUGGCCUGAUGGCUUCCUUCCCCAUGGACGCUCACGACGACGCCGCGCCGACGACGCCCGUGGCGAUGCUUCGAGCACCGCGCAGCUACGGCGACGAUGCAGCUGAGGACGACGCGGCGGUGACCAUCAAGACGCCGCCGCCCGAGAUGCGGCCGCAGCAGGAGCAGUGCGGCAGCGAGUACGAUGCCAGCAUCGACGCCACGUUCCGGGUCAUGGAGAAAGACCCCGCGGAGCGGCCCUCGCCGGACUACCUCAGCGACACGCAGGCGGGGGACAUGAUGAUGAUCGAUCGCGCCACCCUCAUCGAGAAGAUGCACCACUUCACCAGGUACUACGACCUCGCCCCGGGCACGCUGCACCGCGCAGUCUCCUACGUCGACCGGUUCCUCUCGGCCAGGAAGAUGAACGGCGGCGAGCGCCAGCUCCUCCUCCUGGGCGCCGCGGCCGUCUUCGCCGCGGCCAAGUACGAGGACAGGAAGACCACGCAGAGGAUCAACGCCGACACCGUCGCCGCAUAUGUCCGGUGCACCCGGAGCGAGGCCCUCGACGCGGAGCGCGAGCUGGUGGCGGCGCUCGGGUACCGCCUGAGCGGGCCCACGGCCUACACGUUCGUCGACCACUUCUUGAGGCACGCGCAGGACCAGGAGGAGGAGGGCUCGGCGGCGGCGUUGGUCAGGGCCCUGGCGCACCACCUGGCCGACAUGGGGCUGCUGGACUACCGGUGCGUGGCGUUGCGGCCCUCCGCCGUGGCGGCGUCGGCGAUCGUGCUGGCGAGGCUGGUCCUGGGCUACUACUCGACGGCGCCGGUGGCCGGGUACGCGAUCGAGGAGCUGAGCGAGUGCAUGGAGGCGAUCUACGACAUGCACGAGAACCUGGAGGCGUGGCCAGGAUGCGGCCCGAUGAUGGAGGACUGGGAGCUCACUACUCGCCUCAGAUACUCCUUGCCUCACUACAGUGUGCUGACCCGUAGAAAGUAG